AUGGUUACAGCUUGUCGAUCCGAAUGUUUGGAAAUGAAUAAGCAUAAAAUCGUUCGUGUACAUCUAAAAGAUGGCAAAGUUCAUGCUGGCGUUUGCCGAAACGUUACAAAAGCAAUCAAUGAAAAGGCUCUUUCACAUGUUUUCCCAUUCGUUUGUGAUAAAGAAAUUGGAUUAUGGGAAGUAGAUGAACAGGCAAAUUUUAAUUGCGAUAAAAAUUAG
This is a messenger RNA of Dracunculus medinensis (Guinea worm), 219 nucleotides long. The record is from the annotation of a GenBank genome assembly. NCBI's taxonomy places the organism in Eukaryota, Metazoa, Nematoda, Chromadorea, Rhabditida, Dracunculidae.